GACGACAUUCCGGGGAGUUAAAGGGUUUAGGAGAAUCGUGCCGCAACCGCUAAAACCCGCGAAAGCCGAACCGUUCAUAGCAGCGCUUCGAACUCCAAGCUUCCGUCAAUCAACCGACGAGGCAAAACGAUGAGUGGUAACGGGAUUGCUCGUACUUUGCUUCAUCGAUCUCGAAGGGCCGCCGCUUUCUUUUCAUUUUCCUCCGCCGGAAGGCCGUCUUCUGUAGUCUUUUGCGCAGAUGCAAGGUCUUCUCAAAGUUCUUGCUCCUCUUCCUCCUGUCAUGUUCAUUUCCGUCGCGAGCACGCAUUCGCGUUUUCUCCUUCACCAACCGUACGCUCAUUCAAUACCAAUUCCUCUAAAGAGUUUGAAGAUGAAGUGAAAGAGCAAAAUCCACUUCAAUACGGGAGGGAUGAAGGGGAAGAAACUACGGAUGGAUGGGAAGAAGACGAUGAUCUGGAGCCUGAGCUUGGUGAUGGAGGGGGUGGUGGUGGUGUUGUUUUGCAAGGCGUUCCAUGGGGUGAACGCGUUCUUGCUCUUGCUCACGAGGUCUUGCUGCAAUUUGGCGAUGACAUAAAACUCUAUUCUUUUAAGACUACUCUACGUGGAUAUAUUUAUGUCAGAUUAGACAAGCUCUCAAACGAAUAUGGGUGUCCCAGCUUGGAGGAACUUGAAAGUUAUAGCCAAGAGUACAAGAAAAGAUUAGAUGAAACUGGGGCACUUGGAAAUAUUCCGGAUGAUUUAGCUCUUGAGGUAUCAUCUCCAGGUGCAGAGAGAUUACUCAAGGUCCCAGAUGAUCUGUUUAGAUUUAAAGCCAUGCCAAUGCAAGUGUGCUACAUAGAAGACGGAGAAUCGAGAGGCACUGAGAAUGAUGGAGUUUUUAUGAUGGAUCAUGUGGAUUUGGAAUCUGAGAGCUGUGUCUGGAAAUUAGCAAAUGUAAAGGAAAAUCGAGAUCCUUUGAGUAAAGGCAGACCUUUGACUCGUAAGCAGAAAGAUUGGAGGUUAAAGUUACCCUUUGGAAAUCAUAAGAAGGUAUUCCUUUAUCUUGAAUGAUGAAAAUUAGCACCUCAAGGUCCUCAAGAAAGGACGGGUCUUCUGUGUGCAAUUCAUGAGGUUAGUGUUAGUUUUGCGUGGCAUUAUUUCUUUUUGAGGUCUUGGAGCUUUUGCCACUUGUACACUUUCUUUCUGUAUGGAAAAUUUGUUUCAGCAGGAGCAUUAUGUAUUCAUAGGAUAUUCUCCUUUUGGAAUUGAUAUCUUUGUUAAGGAUUUGAUAUACUGGGUUUCUCGGCUUUUCUUUACAAGGUUGAGUUUUUUUUGUCCUUGAUCUUAUUCAUUUUCAUGGACGAGUGAUGUUUUCUAUUAGAUAUAUAUUCUUUUACAUUCAUUCGGUUCCCCCUCCCUAGCAUCGCACUUCUACCAUAAUCUUCUAACACUAACUUUUAAGCUUAGGCUUCUCUUUUGGUGGUGCCUUUCUCUCUUCUACUCUCUAUUGGUUAAAGUUCUAUAAAUCAAAGGAAAUCCAUCUAAGCCACAGUAUCUUAUCAUCCAUCACGUUGGAGGGCCAGGUACCAAAUUUCAAAUCUCAAAAUACGUGGUCCAUAUUCUAUGUCACACUCAUAGAACGAGGAGUUAUUUUCUUCUCUUGGAGGAGGAUGCUAAGGAGGGACACGGCAAUAAUUGAGGUAGCUGUUUAAUGACGGUUUUUUUUUCUUGUCAGGUUGUGAUUAUAGAUGCUAGAAGUAAUUUGUAGACGAAUGAAACUUAGGUACUGAAUGGUUUAGCUGCUUUUGGCUGGUGAAAUAUCCACCAAACAGUGCUGUGAUUCUGCUCUAUUUUUCUUCCUUCUUUCUCUUUCAGCCUUUGUCUCCGUCAGCAGCAAAAUUUUUUGUGGGUGUUAGCUGUUAGCCUCCAACUUCUCUUUCUAAUUGUUUUUAGUCUAAGUUUAUCUUUGUUCUCUCUGACACGACCUCAACUCUUUUGUUUGUUUAUAGCUAACUACCACAUAUUAAUAAAGCUUUUACAGUGCCUUAUUUUUCAAUAUUUGAUAAUUAUGAGGAAAUAACGUGGCAUCAUAUUAUUGUUCACAGGUUUAUCCACAUUGAUAUUUCCUUUAUAAAUUUAAAAUCUCUGCAUUUUUAUAUGAGAUAACAGGGUACAAUCCAAGGGAGCUGUCCAUGUUGCCAUGUUGGGCAGGCCCCCUAUGGAUAAGUGGACCACUGAAUGGUUUUAUUAUUUCUUAGACAGAAAUUAAUGGUGCAUCAUGUGCUAUGGAUAUAUCUUUUCUCACUAAUUGACAAAAGCUGAAUUAGGUCAUCCAAUUCCAACCCCAUUCAGCUUGAGGAUUGUAUUUUUUCUGGUUUCUGCAUGAACAGGACCAAGCUUUUGAUAAUGAAAUAUCGAGCAAAAUGUGGAUGCUCUUUUGAGUGGGAUUCUUGUCUGACACCUCGCUCGUCUUUAUUCACUCAAAUGCCUCCAAAUCACUUUCCUCUUCUGCCGUUUAGCUCCUCUCGUGGAACUUCAGAGCUUUUGGGAUUUUCUUUUCAGGUGAAUUCUGCUGCUGGAUUAACACAAUUUUAACAAACAAGGGGUUAACUGAGUAAAAGGGAGGAUUUCUAAGCCGUUACUAAUUCAAACCAUCCACCAUGUCAAGGCAAACAAAUAUGGCUAAUGGUUGAAAGGUAAUUCUCCAUCUAAAUUUUAGUUUUCUUUUACGCUUAAGGUACUUUGAAAGUCUUUUCUAAUUAAUUUAAUUUGUUAAUUUUUAUUCCAAGUUAUCUUAUAUCUUUGCAUAGAGAUGCCGAUAGGUUAACGACAUGGAAGGAUUCCUCAUCUUUGCUUUUGUUUCUUAUUUCAUUCUCUGUGUAAAAUUAUUUAUUUAUUUAUUUAGGUGUUAAAUGUAAUCUA
Messenger RNA from Cucurbita pepo subsp. pepo (vegetable marrow), 2901 nucleotides. RefSeq lists its product as uncharacterized. The record is from RefSeq and is a predicted model, not a curated record. NCBI's taxonomy places the organism in Eukaryota, Viridiplantae, Streptophyta, Magnoliopsida, Cucurbitales, Cucurbitaceae.